UUGUAAUAGAGUGGGGGUACAGAGUUUAAAUUAAAGGGGAGUUGCCUCCGCAGUUUUCAAGUGGGGGUAAUAUAGAGUGGGAGUUGAGGAAGAGUGGGGUUUCAGAGUUAAAGUGCGGGUUCCAGUUCCAGAGAGAUCAUUUCUGUCCUAGAUUUCCAACAUCAGCAGCAGCACCAGCACUAGCAGCAUCAGCACUAGCAGCAUCAACACUAGCAGCAUCAGCACUAGCAGCAUCAGCACUAGCAGCAGUAGAGACAUUUUUUCGAUAUAAAAAAAACUAUGGAUUUACAAAAACUUAACGCUGUUGGCCGUAUGGAAAGCUUCCUACCUACCAAACCGCUAGCUGAAUUGACUCCAAAUGGGUUGUAUGCAGUGACUAAAAUAAAGCGAGUGCAGACCAAAUUCGGAGUCAGGAUUGUAGCAGAAUUGGAUGCUGCUUUCACAACAUUCCUGCCAGCAAGGUUUGCUCGGCUGUUUGAAGCUGAACCUACUUCCUAUACGAUGAUGGAAGAAGCCGCGCAGUCUCAAACAUUGCAAUUAAAAUAUCUCGGUGGAAAAUUUAAUGAAAUUCAAUUUGAAUAUAAAUAAUAUAUUAAAUAUUAUUAAAAUAUACAUAAAAAAAUUGUAAUAGAAAAAAAUGUAAAUAUAUUCAAAAAUGUGAGAGAAAAUAAAUUUAUAAAUUUUUACU
Molecule: messenger RNA, 688 nt
Organism: Leptopilina boulardi
Lineage: Eukaryota; Metazoa; Arthropoda; Insecta; Hymenoptera; Figitidae
Exons: 2
Coding region: 280-588 (102 amino acids)
Source: RefSeq, a predicted model, not a curated record